AUGCUCUUGCUGAGCGCUGGCCAGAUUCCCGCGAUCGAAGCUAAAGCUUCUUCGGUCGAAGCUGGUUCGAUCGAAGCUCCUCCGGUCGAAGCUAUUUCGGUCGAAAUUCCUUUGGUCGAAGCUCCUUUGGUCGAAGCUCCGUUGGUCGAAACUCCGUUGGUCGGAGCUCCGUUGGUCGGAGCUCCUUUGGUCGGAGCUCCUUUGGUCGGAGCUCCGUUGACCGGAGCUCCGCUGGUCGGCUGA
Gregarina niphandrodes is the source of this 243-nucleotide messenger RNA. RefSeq names its product putative RNase protein E. The record is from RefSeq and is a predicted model, not a curated record. The coding region runs from base 1 to 243 and encodes 80 amino acids. The transcript has a single exon. Lineage: Eukaryota; Apicomplexa; Conoidasida; Eugregarinorida; Gregarinidae.